GUUGUGCCGAAAACGCGCAUUCGCUUUGAACAGCAAGCGAUUUUAAUUCAAGUCAUACUUUCCACAAAUUCACAGUGAAAAUAAAAGUAAAUUGUGCAAAAAACAAUUUAAAUAAAUUUUAUUAAAAUGAGCGCUUCUGGUAAAAGUUUGCUGGGUCUUUGGCUCUAUCGUAGUGGAGAGCAGGAGUGGGCUGUGAAACAAGGUAGCCCUUUACAUGCGUUACGCAAAGAACAUCGCAGUCUAGAUACCUCGAAUUCCGAGAGUGGCAGUGAGAAAGGUAGUAUUGAUUUGACCGAUUCGAAUCGCCAAAGUUCACCAGGUGAUCGAGUGUCCAUAAUUUUCACCUUGAAGAAUCAAGUUGGGAAUUUAGCUAGAGCAUUGCAAGUAUUUCAAGAACUAGGCAUUAAUGUCCUACAUUUGGAAUUAUCGCCGUUGGAGAAGGCCACCAAUCAGGCUGAUGUGCUCGUCGAUGUGGAAUGCGAUGCUCGACGUUUGGAUAAGGUACUGCAAAUGUUAAACCGCGAGGUGCAGUCUGUAAAUUACACCACCAUACAUCCGAUGUCACGAACGCCAUCAUUAUCAGCCUGCUCCAGUUUUGAUUUUGGAGAAAUGGUCUGGUUUCCACGUAAAAUAUCCGAUUUGGAUAAAGCACAAAAUGUGCUAAUGUAUGGCUCGGAACUGGAUGCUGACCACCCAGGCUUCAAAGAUCCAGUCUAUCGCAAGCGUCGCGAGACGUUUUCCGCUAUUGCUAACAACUACAAAAGUGGACAUGCAAUACCACGUGUGAGCUAUACACCGGAGGAGAUAAAAACUUGGGGCACUGUCUUCCGUGAACUUCACCGUCUCUAUAUCAAGCACGCAGUGCGGGAGUAUAUGGAAAAUUGGCCCGAAUUGGUGAAAUACUGCGGCUACCGUGAGGAUAAUGUGCCUCAAUUGGAGGAUGUUAGUAACUACUUGAAGCGUAAGACGGGAUUUCAGCUACGUCCAGUUGCUGGUUACUUAUCGCCACGCGAUUUUUUGUCUGGCUUGGCUUUUCGUGUUUUCCAUUGUACGCAGUAUAUUCGACACUCAUCGGAUCCAUUUUACACGCCUGAACCUGACUGCUGUCAUGAGCUUCUGGGUCAUAUGCCAUUACUAGCUAAUCCAAGUUUUGCUCAGUUCUCUCAGGAAAUCGGUUUGGCUUCGCUGGGAGCCGCGGAUGCAGAUAUUGAAAAGUUAGCAACGCUAUAUUUUUUUACGGUGGAAUUUGGUCUCUGCAAGCAACAAGAUAACACUUUCAAGGUAUAUGGCGCUGGACUACUAAGCUCUAUAGCUGAACUACAGCAUGCCAUAACCGCUAAAGAGAAAAUCAAAAAAUUCGAUCCGGAUGUUACGUGUCAAGAGGAAUGCAUCAUAACCUCGUAUCAAAAUGCUUACUACUACACCGAUUCGUUUGAGGAAGCCAAAGAGCAGAUGAGAAAUUUCGCUGACAGCAUACAACGCCCCUUCGGUGUGCGCUACAAUCCUUAUACCCAAGAGGUCGAGGUGCUCUCGAAUGCGCAGAAGAUAACCGCUUUUGUGAGCGAGCUAAAGGGCGAUUUGAGUCUGGUUUGUCAGGCAAUGCGCAAGAUUUCCGCAAACGAUGAACAAUUGGAUGUGGACAGCAUUGCAAAUAUGCUGCAAACAACUUUGCAUGUUCGCGGCGAUCGAACGCCCGGCAGCUCGGUAAGUCCAGAUAAUUCAGAUAAUUCACAGCACUCGGUUGGUGAAUAGAGGAUUGAAAUAUUAUGAGAUGAUGACAAAAUGCCGAAACUGCUGGACCUUGGAACAAAUUCUUAAGAAUAAAUAUUGAUAUUAAAAAUAAAAUAAAAAAUUAAUUUGAACAUAAAAACUAA
Messenger RNA from Bactrocera latifrons, 1874 nucleotides. RefSeq names its product tryptophan 5-hydroxylase 1 (gene Trhn). Gene Ontology annotation, cellular component: neuron projection. Gene Ontology annotation, biological process: aromatic amino acid metabolic process; serotonin biosynthetic process. Gene Ontology annotation, molecular function: iron ion binding; tryptophan 5-monooxygenase activity. Bases 127 to 1752 code for a protein of 541 amino acids. The transcript is spliced from 9 exons. The record is from RefSeq and is a predicted model, not a curated record. NCBI's taxonomy places the organism in Eukaryota, Metazoa, Arthropoda, Insecta, Diptera, Tephritidae.